AUGCACCCCCUCCACAAAAGCCAGCUCGAUCCUCAGAACUUGCCUAGACCUCCCUCCAGGCAGCCCUGCAGAGCCCCCAGCAUCCCCGUGGCCCUCCCCGUGUCGCUGGCCCUGGGGAUGCUCUGCUCCAGCCCCACGUGCACCCUGGGCUGCGAGCUGCCCGCGAGUCAUGGCAAUCUGGAAAGCUUCACACGCUGGAGUCAGAUUGAGAGCGUGUCCACGGUGUCCCGUCUGAGGGACAGGACUGACAGAUCUCCUCAGACCCUGGAGGACGGCCAGGCUGAGGAGACAGAAGCCGCAGCUGUUGAGCAUGAGUUGCGCCUGCAGACCUCCCAGCUCUUCAGCACCUCGGGCUCUUCUCUGGGUCCGGACGAGAGCCUCCUGGACAGAUUCCUCAUUGGACUUGAUCAGCAGCUGGAGGAGCUGGACACGUGUCUGAGGGAGGGAAGGUCGACGGAACACUCACCUCUAGGGAGUGAGAACUCCAGAUUGGCUGGGAAGAGUUACUUCCAGCGAAUCAGUGUGUAUCUCAAAGAGAAAGAAUACAGCCGCUGUGCCUGGGAGGUUGUCAGCGUGGAAAUCAGAAGGAGCUUGGUCUUGGCCAACAAGCUCAUUGGGAAACUCAGGAAAUAAAGAAGACAUUGAAUCUGAAAACAGUUCAUCUGGUCAACUACAUAGCUAUUUUCUAAGACUCAAAGUGCAACCUUUAACUCUAUUUUUGUGUCAGAUGAAAUAUAAGUGAUAGCUAAUAUAUGGCAUUAUUUAAAUAUAUGUUAAAAGUUUUCUUACCAUAACUGUUUAAAACAGA
This is a messenger RNA of Cervus elaphus (red deer), 808 nucleotides long. RefSeq names its product interferon alpha-3-like. Gene Ontology annotation, biological process: T cell activation involved in immune response; B cell proliferation; adaptive immune response. Gene Ontology annotation, cellular component: extracellular region. Lineage: Eukaryota; Metazoa; Chordata; Mammalia; Artiodactyla; Cervidae. Gene Ontology annotation, molecular function: cytokine activity; type I interferon receptor binding. The record is from RefSeq and is a predicted model, not a curated record.